Aspergillus sclerotioniger CBS 115572 is the source of this 440-nucleotide messenger RNA. RefSeq names its product RmlC-like cupin. The transcript has 4 exons. The record is from RefSeq and is a predicted model, not a curated record. NCBI's taxonomy places the organism in Eukaryota, Fungi, Ascomycota, Eurotiomycetes, Eurotiales, Aspergillaceae. Bases 1 to 393 code for a protein of 130 amino acids.
AUGGCCAACACGGUUGACGUAACAAGAGCUUCCGAGUUGAAUGAAGCUACGGGGGGUCACACGGAUGGAAUGGUUCGCAAGGGAGCAAUUGUUGACAAGUCGGAUCAGCUAUGUGCACUAGUCAUGUGCGCCCAGCCACAUACCUCUUCAGCAGUCCACCAUCACGGCGAGCAGGAUACCAUGGUGUAUGCCGCUAAAGGUCACGGAUCCAUUGUAUUUGAUGGCGGAAAGAAACGGAAGGAUCUUUCGCCGGGUGAUUUUGCCAUUAUUCCUGCGUACACUGAACAUCAAGAGAUGAACCCAUCCGACAAGGACGUGGAAUGGGUUAUCACUAGAGGAGGACGGAAACCGGUCACGGUCAACUUGGAGGGUUGGAGUAAGACGUCCAACUGAGUUGGAGCUUUUUCAUGAAUGUCCCGGACAACCUCCGUAAUGCGGGU